This is a messenger RNA of Panicum virgatum (switchgrass), 4373 nucleotides long. RefSeq names its product protein STICHEL-like. Gene Ontology annotation, biological process: DNA-templated DNA replication; DNA repair. Gene Ontology annotation, molecular function: ATP binding; DNA clamp loader activity; DNA binding. The transcript has 7 exons. The record is from RefSeq and is a predicted model, not a curated record. Gene Ontology annotation, cellular component: DNA polymerase III complex; nucleus; DNA replication factor C complex. Lineage: Eukaryota; Viridiplantae; Streptophyta; Magnoliopsida; Poales; Poaceae. Bases 226 to 3810 code for a protein of 1194 amino acids.
AAAUUUAAACCCGCCCGCGUGCAGCUUCGAAUCUCCGUCUCCUCCGGCAUUCACUGCCCGAUGGCGGUAGGUUCCACUUCCACCUCCAAAGGCGCCUCCUUUUUCGACCCCCUUUUGGGUUCUUGAUUGCUUUCUAGGACCAGUUUGAACUGUUUCCCCUCCUUCCCGUGCGUGCCGCAGGUUUCGUCGAUCCCACCGGGCGAGCUCCGCGGUGGCUGAUUGGAGAUGGGGACUAUGGUUGGAGGGUGUGUUGGCCCAAGUGAACUUCACUUGAGGAAGGAACUUACUGCUCUGCAGAAGGCGCGCUUCUUGCAGGAUCCUGAGACUUGCUCAACAUGGAGAUCACCUUUGAGUUCUAGGUCAUUGGUGGCAGCUUCAAGGAUUACACACAACGGUGGGAUUUCUAGUAGCAGUUUAGCACCAAAGCACAUUGAGUCACCUCCUGCACCUCCAAAAAGUGAUAAAAAACAAAGAAAGGUUUAUCUGUACAAUUGGAGGCAGAAUUCUAACAAGUCGAGUGAAGGUGGAAUAAAGUUAGAUGAAGAUGGUAGGCAACCAUCUGGUGAGUUCAGCCUGGACAGUCCAUGUAAUUCUAAUGGGGUGAACUCCAAACGUGAUGCAUGUCUGGAUGCUCCAGACAACAUUUACAAUGUUCAGAGUUCAACAUCAUGUACACCUGUCAAAAGAAUAGCUAGAAGGAGAAAGGGUAUUUUGUCCAAAAAAGGAGCAGUCAGAAACCCCGCUGUUUCGAAGUUGUUAGAUCUUCAGGUUAACUCCUGUGAGCAAUCUGAGGAUACUGAGAACUGCAAGAGUCAGGAACUAUUUCAAGGUGGUUACUUUUCUCAUCCUACAUCUCCUCUAUUUGCCGCAUGUGGAUGUGUCAGCUCUGCAAAUCCCUCGAAACUACUGAAAAUGGGUAGAAGAGAGGGUUCUUCAUUUUCUUGCACACCUGUUUCUACUAGCUCCUAUUACAGGCAUGGAAGAAGGAACACUAACACUUUUGGUUCUUGGGAUGCAAGGACCGCUACUUCUUUAGAUGGUGAUGAGUCUAAUCAAUCAGCAUUGCUGGGGAGUCAAAGGUCUAAUCUCCCUUGUUAUUCAUCAAAAAGGAGGAAAUAUAGAGGAUCUGAAGGAAGCAAUUAUUCUCCUUCACUAUCUGCUAUACUUCGAAGAAAAGGUAGCAGCCUAAUAUGUGGGACUCAUACAUUGCAUAAGAAGAAGAGAUCAUUUGGUUCGAUGAAAUGGGCACACUCAAAAAAAUCUGCUCGAGGAAUGCCACUUUUGGGUACUAGCUGUGAUUUUGGUUCUUCAUCCUUUGAUUCAUCAAGUGAUGAACUCUCAACCAAUAUAGGGGAGCUUGAUAUGGAAUCUUCAAGCCGGUUGGAUGGAAAGAGAUGGUCAAGCUGUAAAAGUCAGGAUAGGAUCAAUCUAUCUGCUCAAGGUGCAGACCUGGCAGCAGCAGACCAGAGAAGCUUGACCCAAAAAUACAGACCAAAGGCAUUCAGAGAAAUUGUUGGUCAAAAUAUUGCAGCACAAUCACUUAGUAAUGCAGUCAUGAUGGAAAGGAUAGCUCCUGCCUAUCUUUUUCAAGGUCCUCGUGGAACAGGGAAAACAUCCACUGCAAGGAUAUUUUCAGCAGCACUAAGUUGCCUUGCUACUGUAGAUACCAAACCAUGUGGGAUAUGUAAGGAGUGCACAGAAUUUUUCAGUGGAAAUGGUACCAAUCUAAUUGAAGUUGAUGCAAGUAACAGAAAGAGUGUAAGUAGAAUUAAGCACUUACUAGACAACAUACUGCCAUCUGGAUCUUCGUCCCAUUAUAAGGUGUUUGUUGUAGAUGAAUGCCACAUGGUAUCUUCCAGUGUGUGGUCAGCAUUUAUGAAGUUUCUUGAUGAGCCAUUACCUCGCGUUGUAUUUAUAUUCAUAACGAUUGACCCUGACAACCUGCCUCGAGCUGUAACAUCACGUUGCCAAAAGUAUGUGUUCUCCAGGAUCAAAGAUAUUGACACUGUGUGCCGGUUGAGGAAAAUCUGUAUAAAGGAAAACCUUGAUGUUGAAUUAGCAGCUUUAGAUUUAAUAGCUCUGAAUUCAGAUGGUUCGCUAAGAGAUGCAGAAACAAUGCUGGAUCAGCUGAGUUUGCUGGGGAAAAAGAUAACACCUUCACUUGUUAAUGAUCUGGUUGGGGUUGUCUCAGAAGAGAAAUUGCUCGAUCUUUUGGAGAUAGCUAUGUCAUCUGACAGCGCCGAGACAGUCAAAAGGUCCAGAGAGUUGAUGGAUUCUGGUGUUGAUCCAAUGGCAUUAAUGUCUCAAUUAGCUGGGCUUAUCAUGGAUAUCAUUGCUGGCACCUACAAAUUGGCUGAUUCUAGUUGUUGCAAUGGCUCAGUGGUUGGUGGUCGAAGUUUAAUGGAUGCAGAGUUGGAAAGGUUACAACAAGCAUUGAAGAUUCUUUCUGAUGCUGAAAAGCAGAUAAGGGUUUCAAGUGAGCGUCCCACAUGGUUUACAGCGGCUCUACUACAACUUGGAUGUGGUCAUAGCUCAGAUAUGAACCAACCAAAAAGCAGUACAAGAGAACACACUAAAGCAGCCACUGAUGCUAUGUCUGAAGCAGCAAGAGAAUCAUCUUCCAGCAGGACUGUUUCUCAUUCAUUACCUGCCUUUGGGAUUUCAAAGAAAACACUUGAACACAAACCAGUUAGUGUGCACUCGAGUCCUCAGGUCCUUGCCUCACAUUCAUCUAGGUCAAGAUUGAAUGACAACUUGAUUUAUAGAGAGUGUAUGUCUGUUGACAGAGUCCCAUUCGAUUCUAAUCAACUGAACGGCAACAGUUCAAAGCAUUGGGCCGUGGUGAAUGAAAACUCAGACAACCUUGGCCAGAUUUGGAUAAGAUGUAUUGAAAAUUGCCACUCCAAGACACUACAACAGCUACUUCUUGACCACGGGAAGCUAGUAUCAAUCAAGCAAUUUGAAGGCCAUGCAAUUGCAUUUAUAGCAUUUGAGGACUGUGAGAUAAAGUCUCGAGCUCAAAGAUUUUUGAGCAGUAUCACAAAUUCAAUUGAGACAGUACUGGAAUGCAACGUGGAAGUCAAAAUGGGCCCACAAGCUGAAUUGAUUGAUGGAGAACUAACAUCAGAAGCUGGACCUAAAGUAAGAAGAGUCGAAUCUGAUGUAUUGGUUUGCUCACCAAACAGUGACCGAUUAAAGGGUAUUGUGAACUCCUCAAGGAGAAGUUUUGAUCAUCCAGAUGAAGGAAACAAAGAAUCGGAGAAGUACAAAAAUACCCCAUGUGCUGAUGAAAGGAUGCAUUCGAUUUCAGUUACUUUAAAUUCAGGAAUACCUAAGGUCAGAGGAUUGGAAGUUCCGACUCAGGCGUCAAAGGAAUCAAUAAAUGGUGAGCAACGGUUGGAGAGUGCGUGGCUCCAGGUUUCUGAAAAGCACACUCCAGAUCUGGUGAAUGAAGCAAAACACAGACAUCAGGCUCUGUCUCAAGUUGUUGAGAGCCAAUACCAAAGGAAGUCGUCCAUGUCCCUAGGUUUUCCCUCAAGCCUUGCAGAUGAGAAUCUCGCGCAUGAGAUACAAGCUCUGAAGAUAGUUGACAGUUAUGGUUCUCGGAAGCACCAAAGUGGAAGAAGUGAAAAUGGAUUUUCCAUUUCACCAAGCAAGCUGCACAGAAAGGAUGACAUGGCUGAUUGUGACAAAGAGAGCGUUUGCUCUGAGCCUGGGAGACCUGGUUGCCGUGGCCUUUUCCCUUGUUGGAAAGCUAAAAAACCAAAAAGAACGAAGGCAAAGAAGCAGGUUCGGGUAAAAUCUUCUUGAUCUGGCAGAACAGUUUUGCGCGAUGUUUAUUAUGCAGCAAGCCUGGAAACUAAAGGUGCACUUCAAAAUUUCUUGUCUUGCAAAAUGACAGACACACUGUUGUUUUAGAAGAUAAGGACUUUUGAAAUGACCAUAUCCGACAUUCUUCUUCCAGCCUGCUAGUCAUUCAAAUUCUGGUGGCCGCAUAUUUCUGGCCUUUACAGGACGGGAUUUUGGUGCCAUGACUGGCGACUAGUUUAUGACAAUUCAGUGCUGGAGGGCAAUGAGAUAUAUUACUCCAACAUUCAGCUGCAAGUGGUGGAAUCUUUACGUUGUAUUCAUAUGCGGCCCUAUAAAGUUAUUCUGUGCUUCUUGAGUUAAUCGAGAGGGAAAAAAGGAAAGGAAAUGCAUCCUGUACAUACAUCUGGAUUGUAACUUUUUUAUUACAUUCAGAACAAUAUCUGAUGAGGAACACCUCGAGUGAAAAAACUGAUCAAUAUAGGUUUUUCUUUUCAAAAUUUGUCUGUUCUUAUGUAGCGAAGAUCCUGUGUUUGUCAUAAUUGCAUGGUUCCUUCUGUUGAUGC